AUGGAAGCGAUUAUUCGAGUAGAGGAAUGUCAAGAAGCGGUUGAGUCCGAUAGAGCUCGUGAGCCCAACGAGGAGUUUGAAGAGGACUCUGUCGAGGAAUCGGAAGCGAGCAGCAGUAGCGAGUCCGCCAGUGACGAAGAAGAUGAGACGGAGAGAUUCGAAGAUCCAAUUCCCACAGUUCUGGGGAUUGACGAUCCCCGGCGAAUGCAGUUGACAAGAGAAGAACUAGAAUGGGCAAGGGAUGUGAAGGAACUCAUUGAGGGGUAUCCCGAGUUGGAAAAUCUCUCGGAUUUUAUGUACGCCCAGCUUGCUAUUAUCUCCCGAGGUGAUUUGGAGGAUGCUAUGCGACGUGCCAUUGGGUUGCAACGCUUUCGACAAGAGUACAAUAUCCACGACACACAAGAAGCGGGAAUCCAGUGUCUGCAGAGAAUGACUCAACUCUUCCCGCGCCACUUGCUUUCCUUUAGCUUCAGCCAAAUUGAGGGAACCUACCUUUUGAUUCAUGAUCUGACAAAACUAGACAUUGAUGUCUUGACGACACAGGCCAAAGUUGACAGUUGGAUGUCAGCAUCAUAUUAUCUUCAUACGGUGCAGUGUCCUGAUCUGGCAACAAUACGCAAGGGCACUAUUGUGCUUGUGGAAUGUGAUGGAAUGUCUGUAUCCUUCAAGAAGGAUUUCAGGCUCUACCAAGACAUGUUUUCUCAGCUGGUGGCAAAUUAUCCAUUUGUUGGACAGAUGAGGUGCUUUCACACUAACACGGUGUUCAAUUUGCUUGCAUCCAUGUUUCGGAAAGUGUUGCCAAGCCAUCUCAAGAAUACGUUACUGACCGGCAUGACAUUUGAUGGCCGUCUAGACACUUACUAUCUGGUUCCUGAUGCUGAAACUGCCACUAACAGAGUACUGCUUCGUUUUGAAGAAACACUAAUGCGGAGCACAAAAUUUCUGGCUCUCUCUCAAGUCAUCUAG
This is a messenger RNA of Seminavis robusta, 966 nucleotides long. The record is from the annotation of a GenBank genome assembly. NCBI's taxonomy places the organism in Eukaryota, Bacillariophyta, Bacillariophyceae, Naviculales, Naviculaceae.